Molecule: messenger RNA, 724 nt
Organism: Suillus paluster
Lineage: Eukaryota; Fungi; Basidiomycota; Agaricomycetes; Boletales; Suillaceae
Product: replication factor A protein 3
Exons: 5
Coding region: 43-375 (110 amino acids)
Biological process (GO): nucleotide-excision repair; DNA replication; double-strand break repair via homologous recombination
Cellular component (GO): nucleus; site of double-strand break; DNA replication factor A complex
Molecular function (GO): single-stranded DNA binding; damaged DNA binding
Source: RefSeq, a predicted model, not a curated record
CGUCCCUUUCAAGCGACUGCGUUUCUCCGUGUCGAGCUCGCUAUGGCUGACCAUAUAUCAAUGCGCGUCAAUGCUGCCCGUCUUUCCGGCAUAACUGGCAGGACAGUUCGUCUCCCCUGCAAAGUCCUCCGACUUUCAGAUGACAUCGCCAUCGUCCAAGCGAGCGAUGGUGGCCAGGUAGAGAUCCAAAGGAAGAACGUGGACGUGACUGCGACCUACGUCGAGAUUAUUGGGAGCGUGGUGAAUGAGUCCACGAUAAAAGCCGCGGCGGCAAUCCCAUUGGAUUCAGAAGGCGAGCUAGAUAUGCAACUGGUCAACGAAGUGAUCGAGCUCACGUUUGAACCGAGGUUCGACAAGCUCUUCCCUCGGUACUAGGUGACAGAGCCCAGCUUGCACACGCGUUAAUCUAUCAGCAUAGUUCCAUUUGUUGUUCUUGUAUUCUACUGUGCAUCGCACUACAUAUCAUGCCUUGCGCUCUUUUCCUAGUUCACGGCAUUAUUCGCAUCUACGAGGAUCAUCGUCGCUGCGUUUUCUCCCAAUACCACUACUUACCGUUAUCGACUGACACCACCCUCGUACGCGCAAUCACCAGCCCCCGAAGCAAUAUCAUUUUGAUUCUUGUUUUCUUCUGGUUCUAACUAUGUGUCACAAACAAACCUGCUAUUCGCGGUCAUCACAAAAAGAAUCGCGACACCCAAUGCCAUCUCUACUGUCUGUGUUGGUC